AAGGGGGAAUACGCGUCAGAUGGAGACGAUGACUUGAGUACAGAUGCCCUGGUAGAAGAAAUGCUCCAAAAAGGAGACACGGCCGUCAUCUAUCCUGAGGCUCCAGAUGAUUAUCUUCAGCAUCAAGACACCCCCGACACCAGUGUCCACAAUGAGAAUGGAACCCCUGAUUCAUUUUCCCAGCUGCUCACCUGCCCUUACUGUUCACGGGGCUACAAGCGUUAUAGCUCCCUGAAGGAGCACAUCAAGUACAGACACGAGAAGACAGAAGAGAGCUUCAGCUGCUCAGAGUGCAGCUACAGCUUUACAUACCGCACACAACUGGAGCGACAUAUGCUCAUUCACAAGAGUGGACGAGAUCAGAGGCACAUCACACAGUCAGCAGCCAACCGCAAGUUCAAGUGCACCGAAUGUGGCAAAGCAUUUAAGUACAAGCACCAUCUAAAAGAGCACCUGCGCAUUCACAGCGGAGAGAAACCUUACGAGUGCUCCAAUUGCAAAAAGCGCUUCUCCCACUCAGGCUCGUACAGUUCCCACAUCAGCAGUAAGAAGUGCAUCAGUCUAAUUUCAGUUAACAGCAGACAACGCUUGGGGAACUCCAGAAACCAGUCCCAAGGUCCAUCGCCAGUGCUGCCCACAUCACCCUUAGUCCACUGCAGUCAGAGUAGAGAGAAACUGGAGCAGAGCAAGCUCUUGCAGGAACAGUUGCCCAUCAUCCAGAUCAAGACAGAACCUGUGGAUUACGAGUACAAGCCAACAGUGAUGACACCUGCUGUGACGGCUAUGAGCGGUGGGGUGUUCAAUGGGGGGGCAGCAGCUCCUCUGCAGGGUACAGUACAGGCAGUAGUCCUGCCCACAGUGGGGCUGGUAUCACCCAUCAGCAUCAACCUGGCAGACCUGCAAAAUGCUCUGAAAGUUGCAGUGGAUGGUAAUGUCAUUCGCCAGGUGCUGGAAAACAAAGGUCAGGUGAACUCAGGGUUAACCACUGGAACUCUCCACCACCCACAGCAGCAGCUCAUCUCAGCCAUCAGUCUGCCAAUCGUGGGUCAGGAUGGAAAUGCCAAAAUCAUUAUAAACUACAGUUUGGAUGCUAACCAGGGCCAAUUUUCAGCCCAUAAUCUGAAGAAAGAGCAAGUGUCACCGACUCAAACUGCUGCUGACAUGUUCAAGUUCCAGAAACACCCCGAGGAUCUAACUGUCAGAAGCAGCAGUGUUCAUGAGACUAAAGAAAAAGAGGAAAAGACCACUAAAACAUGUCUCCUGUGUGAUAACUGUCCUAGAGGGUUGGAAGCACUACAUGCCCUCAAGCACUCAAACACUGGUGUCCGGUUAAAUGGAGCAGGCUUGGAUAAGUCUGAGUCUGCUGUUGCUGCCCUGCUGUCAGAUGGAGGACUCUGUAACCACCCUAAGAAUGUCUUGCCCCUACUCAAGGCCUAUUUUGCCUUAAAUGCAGAACCCGCCAAGGAUGAACUGGCCAAAAUCUCUGAAUCAGUGAGUCUGCCAAUUCAUGUGAUAAAAAAGUGGUUUGACAAAAUGCAGGAAGGUCAAAUAUCCCUGGGUGCUCCAACACCUCCUUCAGAAGAGGAGGAUACCUGUGAAGCUCACACUGUGGUAUCUCUUGUCCCAGAAAAGGACACAUCUACUAUAAACCCAUCUUUGAGCCAGGACAGUCCUACAGAGGCCACACCAGCAGAGGUCAAUGGUAGUCACAACUCUCCUGCCUCCCCUACUCCAUUAAAUGUUAAAGCUGAGGGUCCCAUUCAAGCUAAUACACCCCAGAGCACUGAGGGACCCCUGGACUUGUCACUGCCAAAGCUGGCUAGAGAUGAAGCAGAAAAAGUGGUCCCUAAAGCUUGCAUUUACCCCCCUGCUUCAUUUCACUCUAAUAAUGAGGAAGAACCCCUGAACUUAACUUGCACAAAGAAAGACACAUCACCACUGUCAGCCAUGGGGAGCAGCCCCGUCACACUGUAUGCCAGCCAGCCAAGUGCCAAACCUCUCAACAUUGUUACCACAAUGCAAUGUCUAAGAGCCUUAUCCACCAACAAUAAACAGACUAUCCUGAUCCCUCAGCUGGCUUACACUUAUACCACUACAGCUAACAGCCCUGCAGGAACUGAAAUGGACAAAACCAUCCACCUCAACGGAAUCAAGGAGGAGAGACAGGACACGGGCUUCGUGGACGAGCAGAAUGACUCUGACUCUGGCCCCGCCAGGAAGAAGAUGAAGAAGACAGACAGCGGCAUGUACGCCUGCGACUUGUGUGACAAGAUCUUCCAGAAGAGCAGCUCACUUCUGAGACACAAAUAUGAACACACAGGAAAACGACCUCAUGAAUGUGGCAUCUGCAGCAAGGCUUUCAAACACAAACACCACCUGAUUGAACACAUGCGGCUCCACUCGGGGGAGAAACCGUACCAGUGUGACAAGUGUGGGAAACGCUUCUCCCACUCGGGAUCCUACUCCCAGCACAUGAACCAUCGCUACUCCUACUGCAAAAAGGAGACGCAGAGUCAAGCGGGAGGCGGGGAGAGCCCUGAGGAGGACGGCGAGGCCCCAGUCGAGGCGCAGAGGCACCACACAACCCCCUCCUUGCUGGACUCAGACGAGCGAGGGAGCAGCACUAGAGAGGAUGAGGAAAGCGAAGAAGAAGAGGAGGAGGAGGAAGAGGAGGGUGUGGUGGACAUGGACGAUAUCCAAGUGGUGCAGAUCGGAGAUGAAGGAGGAGACGAAGAGGCAGAGGAGCAGGAGGUGAUGGAAAGAGAAUUGGAGGACAGAGAAGGACAGGAAGAGUCUAACACGAGACAGGAAGAGGAGGAAGCCAUUAUGAAGGAAGAGGAGGCGAUGAACGUGGAAGGAGAUACGACGGAGAGAACAGGAAACGUCAAAGAGAAGAGCGAAGAUGAAACAGGAAACAGGAGCGCUCCUGUUAAAGAUGGCAAGAAGACACCAGAGGAGAAAGGAGACGUCUGAGCUCCCCACACGAGACACAAUCAGCCUCCUCUUCUCCCUGCAUGCAGGACGAGCUGUUCGCUCAGACUCUUCACUACUGUGUAAAAAUCCAGGUGUGCCUGAAAAAAAAAAAAUACAUGUGGCUUUUCUACAGGAGAAAUAUUCCUACUACUAAAAAAGUCCGUUUGUAAAGCAAAAGAUAAAGAUUGCAAUGAAUUUUAACUAAAGACGUGCGUUAUGCAGACGGUGGGAGCUGGAGCCGACACGUUUUAGAUAAUGUUUGAUUACUAAAACACCUUGGGUCUUUUCUUUGUAUCAGUGUUACUAAUUUUAUUACUCAUAUUUUAACCUUUAAGAACUGUACAGUUGGGAAAUAUUUCUAUAGCUUUUUAUUGCCAAUGAAC
This is a messenger RNA of Nematolebias whitei (Rio pearlfish), 3356 nucleotides long. RefSeq names its product zinc finger E-box binding homeobox 1b (gene zeb1b). Bases 61 to 2973 code for a protein of 970 amino acids. Gene Ontology annotation, biological process: regulation of transcription by RNA polymerase II; anatomical structure development. The transcript has 6 exons. Lineage: Eukaryota; Metazoa; Chordata; Actinopteri; Cyprinodontiformes; Rivulidae. The record is from RefSeq and is a predicted model, not a curated record. Gene Ontology annotation, molecular function: RNA polymerase II cis-regulatory region sequence-specific DNA binding; DNA-binding transcription factor activity, RNA polymerase II-specific.